GGACAAGUGGGCUUUCGACGCAAGUUUUGCGCGCUUCUGUGGUGUUUAUGCCGGUCUCGAAAAGAAAUAGUUGGGAGGCAAAGUUGAAGCAGUUUUCUAUUGCAAGCUAUACAAAGCUAGCUUGUAUUGGCUUUGGCAAUAAUGGAACUAUCAGUAGAAACAAAGGACCUUGCAUUCCGAAGGGUUUGCACCGACCGGUUUAUGUCGGCUAUAGUGUACAGUGUGGGCCUGCAGUAUUUUUUCAUGACAAUUUUCUUACUCUUCGUCAACUUUAACAUCCUGCACCCGAUUAGUUGGAUCGCCGGCUCAAUUCGCCUCAUGCUGUCUUUCUACACCUGGUUCAUAGCGAUAUGUUUAGCUGCUGCCGUUGUCGUUCAUGGAGUAGUGCUUACUAAACCGUGCCUCCGGGAAGAACGAUAUCAUCCCAAACAAAUCGGCAGGUUGUACAGCAAUAUCCUACAACGCUCAAUGUCUUUGGCCUCGAGUGGAGCAAUCGGCUGCCUGACGGCUUGGCUGUACACACGUUUCUUACGGGACGACUACCGACAACUCUUCCUAACAGCUGAAGAUCAACCACCGGUUCUGAACGAAAGAUUCCUUUACCUCGUUGUAUGCGGUCUAUUUUCCGGAUGUUACUGUUUUUUUAAAGCGCAUGCGAAUCCAAUUGCAAUCGAGUUUCGCAUUGUUCUACUGCGCAAGGUGGUCCAAUUCAGGAACAGCUUCAGGAGGAUUUUUCCAGAAUCUUUGAAAAGAUCCAUUGCAAUCUCAUUAAUGUUCAUCAGUUUCUACUUUAUUUUUUCAUUACUUUGCCGGCACAAAGUUGCUGCAUUACUUGGAAACGUUCGCCUUCAAGAAGAAUCUUUCAUAUACAAUUUCUACAAUAUUGCAACCGACGGCCGACUGCUACUAUACAGCUGGCUGCUAAUUUCGAUGAUUCUAAGCAACAUGAAUUUGAUGCAUGUACUAUUCCGUAUUUUUCUAACCGAGCCCUGUGAAUUUGGUAUAGCUGAACAAGUGGCCAAAGAACCGCUGUUGGCCGAUGCAUUGGCGUACAAAAAAAUUCCCCUGGUGGAGAAACUAGCCGUGGAGGACCUAUUUUCCAUCGCGGAUAGUGAAAACAUACCUGGCAAUCGGCGGCAGCACUUGUAUCAAUUAACGAAUCCUGGAGGACACCCAAAAAACUGGCGAAAGCUGUGCGAUGUGUGUGUUCAACUCAUUCGCACGUUUACACACGAUCUGGAUCUUUCAAUCGAUGGUUUGGAGCACAAGCAACCACCACCGAUUGAAAUCAUUGGUGGAACUCUCCGUUCAACGUCUUCGAUGGACAAGGAACGUUUUCUUCGGAGACAGUACAACCAAACGUUCGGAGUUCGCAGUUUGUCUACGCCAUCAUUUACGAAGUCGUCGGAUAACCUGAGCCUGUCGGGAGCAUCAUCGGAAAAAAAAUUGACGUUUGCAAUUUCGCCGCUCGACCUACACAGAAUACCGGGUUACGCUUACCUUUUUGAAGAGAAUAAUACCGCCAAAAGCUACUAUUUGCUCGCAGUGCAGUCCCCGUCCAUCACCAAGCUAAUCUACAGCUUAGCUGCCAUAGCCUGUCGCUCGUUGCACGAGGAUAUGUACGGGGUAGUGCAGAAUGAUUUACCGGGCAUCAUCCAAUCGUUUCUUGAGUUAAAGAAGGUAGUAGAUAAGUUCGGUUCGAAAAACAUAGACGUGAGGAAAAUUGAUCGGAACUACUUUGCCUUGAAGGCAGCUGUUAAAAAAGGUCUCUACAGGCUCUGCGCUGCAUUCGAGCCAUACAUCAAUGAUCUUUUACUAGAUCCGAAAGAUUUAGAUGCUCUACAACCUUUUCUAUCGCUGCACGAAAUUUAAUGAGGAAGUAAGAUCAUUAACCAUCGCACUAUUAACACUUAAUCAUUUUGUGAAGUUUUGUUAAAGUGAAUAAAUUUAAUGAAUUAUCACCCAAA
Anopheles coustani is the source of this 1967-nucleotide messenger RNA. It is a transcript of the gene Ndc1, whose product is annotated as nucleoporin Ndc1. The coding region runs from base 142 to 1872 and encodes 576 amino acids. The transcript has 2 exons. NCBI's taxonomy places the organism in Eukaryota, Metazoa, Arthropoda, Insecta, Diptera, Culicidae. Gene Ontology annotation, biological process: nuclear pore organization. The record is from RefSeq and is a predicted model, not a curated record. Gene Ontology annotation, molecular function: protein-macromolecule adaptor activity. Gene Ontology annotation, cellular component: nuclear pore transmembrane ring.